Molecule: messenger RNA, 2754 nt
Organism: Durusdinium trenchii
Lineage: Eukaryota; Dinophyceae; Suessiales; Symbiodiniaceae
Source: the annotation of a GenBank genome assembly
AUGCACUGGAUCUUCCUGCUGGGUGGCUUUGCAUCCAUCAUUGCCAGUGAGGUUUGCGUGGUGCCGCAUCCCAGCAAUGAGAACUGGACCUUGGAUGGAGCAGAACUUCAGUACAAGCUCCAGCGCUUCUUUACCAAGUCUGGCCCACCUCCUUUGGAGGAGAUCUUCAUCUCCACGCAGAACUUGACGUCGGACGUCCAAGAGAAACUCAUGAUGGAGUGCCCCGGCUUGCUGAUCAGCGCGUUCCUGGUGCUCGCCGAGACGCAGCUGCCGAUUGCGCCCCAACGCUCCAGCGAGGCCUUGGCCAAGGCCGACACGUUGGCGGAAGGCCUCAGCGAACAGCAAUACUUGGACCAGUCACAGAUCUGGCCUCUCCAGGCCGCGUUCCAGAGCUACCACCGCGCGCUGGCCGAAGUCACUGAAGCAAAAGCGCAAUGGCAAAAGCCCAUGGAGGUCCACCUGGUGGUGUGCCACUGCCGGGAAUCCUUGGACUGGCUCGAAGGCCCCCGCUUCUACAUGCCCCGCGCCAGCCGUGUAGCCGUUGAUGUCUUCGUCUAUGAGAAGUGUCGCUUCGACACCGACGUCUCCGGCUUCUCGAAGACCUUCCGCUCGGUGCACCAGAUCGACGUGGACGACCAGGGCAUGCGCCGUGAUGAAUGCUCGGGCUACUUGCGGCACUUGAUCCACCAUUAUGAGGAGCCUGCAGACUACACCCUUUUCUUUCAGGCGGAUGCUGCUGAUCACAUGCACUGGGGUUACUUGUCGCUGGUGAUCAAGUCGAUGGAUCAACACAGCUUGACGUCGCCCUUCGUCCACUUGAACUAUCCUCGCCUCAUCACUUCUUUGUCUCCCUGCCGUGCGGAUGUCUUCCAGCAACUCUUCGAUCGACCGCCCGCCAGGACGCUGGGCUCCUACUGCUGCGCGCAGUUCGCGGUCUCGAAGUCCAGGAUCCGCCAGAACCCUUUGGAGAGGUAUCAACGGAUGGAACGGAUGCUCUUCAGCGACUCUCCCGAAGUUUGCCACGACAUUCCUGGCCAUUCGACGCUCUGCUUGAUGUUCGAGGUCUACUGGCACGUGCUGUUCGGCGAGGACGAUGAGCUGCCGACGCGCGCGGAGAACGCACAACUGCAACUCUUUCUGCGGAUCCGUGAUUUGGAGAACGAGUCGCCCCUGGGCGAGGCUUUAGACGACGGUGCCAGGGAGGUGAACUGGCAGGCCUCGGUGACAACGCUGCGGCUCCGUGCGGAGCUGUGCUGUACGCAGUGUGGCGUGCCCUACCAGACCUCCAGGGUGAAGGUAAUGAGAGCAGGCUCCGAAGAAAAGCAGGGCAUGAAGGCAGAGCCAUUGACCAGUAUCACCAGCAUCGAGGAAGUACUUUUCGCAGACAACCCGCAACUGGUUCGCAGGCUGCUGGAGAAUGCUGCUGUUGACUGUGGCAAGAAGGGUGGUCCAGUCUUGGUCUUGUGGCUUUAUGGCUUUAUGCGAGGGGCCUGGCGUUCAUGGGGUUGGUUGGGCAGAGCAUACCGGAUCAUGCCAUUGGCCGAUGGAAGCUUGUACCACACAGAGGAGACAACAAGGCUUGUGCUCUACUGGUGCAUCCUUUGGGUGGUCGUGCGCUACCUUGCAUGGCCUUUGUGGCACCGCCGCCGGGUCGUGGGCCUCAUGUGUUCUCCGACACCUGUGGAGAGAUAUCGUCGCCGGCUCGCCCGCUCGCAAGUCUACUGUGCUUGCGCCGUGGUGGGUGGCUUGAGACUGCUGCUGGGCUGUCGCUGGUCAGCUCAGGACCUGCUCUACGCUUACUCCGCGGAGCACCAGGUGCUCUUUAGCAUGGCUGUGGCACACUGGCUGGUGUCCAUUUGGGAAGAUCUCCACAAUUGGACCUUCUUGCGAGGUGGCCUCAGUGCCAAGGACACCCAGAACGGUGGCGAUCCGAGCUAUUUCCUUUGGCAAGCCUACCUCGUGCAUCAUUUGGUGGCGGCAUUCGCCUUUGGCUGCGCCUUACGAAUGAAGGUCUGUACUGGGCUGGCAGCCUUCGGCCUGAUCUUUGAGCUUCCAGUGCUCUACAUGAACCACCGAGAGUUCAUCGUUUAUGCUGAGAACCCUGUGGAGUGGUUCCAAGACAUCAGGCAGGUCGAACUCUUCUGGGCCACGUUGACGGUCUGGUUUCGCCUGGCGCGGGGCGGGCCCACCUUGGUCUACCUCUACUCGCUGAUCUUUUGGUCCGAAGACCUCAAUCGGCUCUCCACCAAGGAGUCUUGGACCUAUCACGGCAUGGCCAUUUUCUUUUCAAUUUUGAACUGGGGCUUGGCCAGCACCUUCCUGACGGCCUGGCGGAAGAAGGACAUGGAUAUGGCUGAGAGCUGCGCCACGAAGGCGAAGGACUUCGAGGAGAAGUUCCGUCAGCUGCUGCACCCGGAGGAUGAGGCUCAUGUGGCUGAGAAGGAGAUGAAGGAGGAGGAGCAGAGCAUUGCAGAGGACUUGCCAGAAGUGGUCAAGAAACCAUUGAUGCAGGUGACCCCCGAGCUCUUCGCCAGCAAGGUGCAGGGUGAGUCUGGCGAACUCUGGCUCGAGAUCGACAACGUGGCCUACGACCUCACUGAGUUCAUAGGCAAACAUCCCGGCGGCGACCAGAUCCUCCGGCAGUUUGCCGGUAAGGACGCUUCCAAGGCCUUCCACAAAGCCAAGCACUCCAUGAAAGCAAAGAUGCAAAUGCAGAUGCUUGGAAUAAUUGGGGUAGGAACUCAAGGAGUAUAG